CGAAGCUCCUGACAUUUUGCAGAAGUACUACUACUACUACACUCAAAUUUUCCAAGACAGACAAGUUGAUUGAGUGAGUUCAUCGCAGCAGAGGAUCCUGUAUUAAUGUAACCAACGAAGGCAAACUGAUGUCAGGGGAAAACUUGCCAGCUCGUGCAACAACAACAACAACAGAUCGUCUUUGAUCUGCAGAGACUCCACAGCUGAGGGGAAGGAAACCACACUACCAACAAAACUACAAGGGCAGGGGCCCUUUAAUGAGGACAAUAUGGAGUCUUGGCGAUUCAGGUUGGGGGAGGAAGAGGAGGAUGAAGAUGAUGCAGACACUCAGUACAUGAUAGAGCAGAGUCUACUGGAGAUCAACAAACAGAAGGAAACUCACAGAGAGUCGACAGCACAAGACGGCAAGAAAAAAGCAGACAGCACCACGAUCUUCUCUGCUAUAAGACAAGGUAAUGAGAAGCUAUUGAGGGAACUGUGUUUCAACCACAAAGACAAGUUUCUCCAGACAGACAGCAGAGGUUGGAUUCCGCUCCAUGAGGCUGCAGCUCAGAGCAACCAAACCAUCCUGGAACUCACAUUCAAAGCCUCAGGUCCUGAUGCUGUGGAGUGUCGUACUCUCCGUGGUCAGACUCCUUUUUACCUGGCUGUAGAAACAGGUCUUAUAGAAAAUGCCUCCUUCCUUCUCAAUCAUGGAUCUGAGCCAGACUGCCAGGACCAGGACCAGGACUCACCUCUGUUUAUUGCCAUCCGUUCAGAACGCUUGGACUUGGUGAGGCUGUUGCUUCAGCAGGGCUCCAAAGUGAACCAGCAGGGCUGUAACGGACGUCGACCCCUCCACGAGGCCUCACGACUGGGCAAAGCAGAGCUAGUGACCCUGCUGCUGGACGCUGGUGCCUGGCCAGACCCUCGGAGCCACUACGGCCUCACACCACUGGCGUUGGCAGCUCAGGGCGGACACCUGGAGGUGGUGCAGACUCUUCUGCACAAAGGUGCAGAUGUUCUGUCCGAGGCGCAGGAUGAGGCGUCUGUCCUGUACGAGGCGUCUGCAGCCGGAGAUCCAGCCGUCAUCAGUCUGCUGCUGACAUAUGGGGCAGACGCCAACGUGGCCACGCACACGGGACACAUGCCCAUCCACCGCGUCGCACACAGAGGACACCUGCAAGCUUUAAAGCUGCUGAUUCCAGUAACUUCAGUGGAAGACGUAAAUGAAAGUGGGAUGAGUCCUCUACACUCUGCUGCUGCAGGAGGACAUCCACAAUGCAUCAAGACCUUGCUGGAUGCUGGUUAUGAUCCCAACAAUAUGCUCAGCUCCUGGGUUCGCCGUGGCUUUGACGAUGAGAGGAAGUCAGCUCUCUUCUUCGCAGUCUCCAAUAAUGACGUGCCAUCGACCAAACUGCUGCUGGAGGCUGGAGCCAUGACCAACCAAGACCCAAUCAAAUGUCUGCAGGUUGCACUGCGUGUGGGCAACUAUGAAUUGAUUGACCUGUUGCUGAGGUUUGGAGCCAACGUCAACUACUACUGCAGAAUAAACACCACACACUUUCCCUCAGCUCUGCAGUAUGCGCUCAAAGACGAGGUGGUACUCAGAAUGCUGUGUAAGUAUGGUUACGACGUGGAGCGGUGCUUUCACUGUCCCUACGGCAACAACUCCCAUAUACCUGACGACUAUGAGGGAUGGAGCAACACUGUGAUCAAAGACACCAUGUUCUGUGAGGUGAUCACAGUCUCUUGGCUGAAGCACCUCUCGGGUCACAUUGUUCGGAUCCUGCUGGACUACGUGGAUCACGUGACCUUGUGCACCAAACUGAAGGCGGCUGUGAUGGAGCAGCAAGAGUGGCCGGACAUCUGCAGGCUACAAGAAAACGCUCGCUGUCUGCAGCAUCUGUGUCGGCUGAAGAUCCGUCGUUGUCUUGGACGCCUUCAUCUCCGAUCACCUGUCUUCAUGAGUUUUCUGCCGUUGCCGGAGCGACUGAAGAACUACAUCCGGUACCGGGAGUUUGACCUUUAUGGUUGCCAGGGCAACACACCAGGGUGACACAGGAGUGAGGAGACAGAGGAAAUUUCAAAGAAAGUCAUUACAAAAGCGUAUUAUUUUCUAUUAUGUUUUCCACAUCAUACAUCAUUUAUAUUUACCAGAGAAAGCAAAACUAAAUGAUAUAUAUAUUUUUUUUUAUUUUCAUAUUUUUGUGCUUUUCUACUAUUUGAUGAUGCAUGAACGAGAGCAAUGUCUGGAAGUAAAGCAUAUCAGAGGAUACGAUCAACUGUAAAUGUUACUUUUAAAAAAGUCACUAGUACAAGCUUUCGUCACCUUUAUG
This is a messenger RNA of Solea senegalensis (Senegalese sole), 2318 nucleotides long. RefSeq names its product dynein axonemal heavy chain 12-like. The coding region runs from base 269 to 2038 and encodes 589 amino acids. Gene Ontology annotation, biological process: protein localization to ciliary inversin compartment; intracellular signal transduction. The transcript is spliced from 13 exons. The record is from RefSeq and is a predicted model, not a curated record. NCBI's taxonomy places the organism in Eukaryota, Metazoa, Chordata, Actinopteri, Pleuronectiformes, Soleidae. Gene Ontology annotation, cellular component: ciliary inversin compartment. Gene Ontology annotation, molecular function: protein binding.